This is a messenger RNA of Scomber scombrus (Atlantic mackerel), 537 nucleotides long. Its product is annotated as C-type lectin domain family 1 member A-like. The coding region runs from base 1 to 537 and encodes 178 amino acids. NCBI's taxonomy places the organism in Eukaryota, Metazoa, Chordata, Actinopteri, Scombriformes, Scombridae. The transcript has 5 exons. The record is from RefSeq and is a predicted model, not a curated record.
AUGGGAGUGAGCAAUGGAUCCACUCUGCUGGCAGAAGAGGGAAAAAACAAAACUUGUGCAGACAAAUUGGUGCAGAUAACGUCGCUGUUCCAGUCCCAGUUGGCCGUGCAGAAGAACAAACUGAGCGAUGUGACGAGCAGACUGGAGAAGCAAAGCCAGUCGUAUCGCCUCCUGUUCUCCCAGUAUCCUGCCCUCAACCAGUACUGCUCAGUCAGCAACUCCACUACUGGGGAGCGACGCUGCAGCUCGUGUCCAGCCGGCUGGAUUCCCAAAGGAGAGAAAUGUUUCCUGUUCAGUCAGGACAGAGCCGACUGGAUCAGCAGCCAGUACCGCUGCAUGACACAGGGGGGGCGCUCUGGUCCGAGUCAGCACAGAGGAGGAGCAGGAGCUCAGCAGCAAAAGCAGGUGACGGGUUAUCUCCUGUUCUCGCUGGGCACGGCUGUCAUCGGCUCGCUGCAGUUUGGAUACAACACAGGAGUCAUCAAUGCUCCAGAGGGGGUCGGUGUUUGCUUUCAUCUCCUAAACAGUCAAAUGUAA